Polistes canadensis is the source of this 4273-nucleotide messenger RNA. RefSeq names its product nephrin-like (gene side-III). Gene Ontology annotation, molecular function: protein binding. The coding region runs from base 1469 to 4018 and encodes 849 amino acids. Lineage: Eukaryota; Metazoa; Arthropoda; Insecta; Hymenoptera; Vespidae. The record is from RefSeq and is a predicted model, not a curated record. The transcript has 14 exons.
GAAAAGAAAGGUGGGAAUGACGACGAGGUAAAAGCAGGGGAAAGAGGAAGAGGAAUCGAUUAUAAAGAAAGAAGUGGUAGUAGUCGAGCAUUACCAUUAGUCGGACCGUCGUUAUCCACUGACGUUGCUCAACAGCAACCAGCAAGCUAUUGCUUGGGAUUAGAAUUCUCAGAAUUGGUGGUGGAAAAUAGAUCCAUACAACCAUUAACGAAAGAUUAUAUGCUCGAGAAAAAGAGAGAGAGGAAGAGAAUAACAAAAUUUCUUAAAAAAAUAAAGUACAAUAUUUUCUGCAAUAGAUGUCGUAUAGUAAUAUUCGUGCCCUGUCCAGAACAAAAAGCGACAACAGAGGGACCAGAAGUCAGGACUUUUAUUCAGUCGAUUACUAGGAUUUCGCAUAGCGAAACGAGGGCAAUUUUAGUCGAGUUUGAUUCCCCAGGUAAUACGAGACAACGGGACAGUAUAUAUUUUUAUUUUUAAACGCGGACGCGCACGAACACAAACACAUAGAUAUCCAUUAUUGAAAAGAUAAUAGUCAUUAUUAUUUUUAUUAUUAUUAUUAUUGUACCAUCGUCGCCGUAAUUCGUUGUAAUCGUUAAAUGAGAUAAAUUUAAGAGACAAGAGAAAGGUCGAAAAGCAAGAAAAAGAAGAUCUGAGAGAGUUCCUCUGACUAGCCGAAAAUCGAUCGACGGUGGCGGUGGUGGUAGUGGUGGUGGCGGCUCAUCGACGUAUCCGGGGUUAGCGACACCUGGAAAACGCGUGUGCAUCGUGCAACUUUCCUUGAGAUAUUUCCCAGAUUCGUGAGAAUUCCUGAAGUUAUCAGCAAUUUUCUUCGGUAGUAUUUAAUUAAUGUGUUAAGAUACAUAGAUUCACGAGUAAUAUUGAAUAAGUACUUUAAACGGAUAAUAAGUAAGAAUACUUGUCAUUAUCAUCGUUGUUGUCUUUAUCAUCGUCUUGUCGAACGGCCGACGAAUACUCCUACACGAUCAAACUUUAAAAGUAGUGAAUUUUCGUCGCCGUGACAUAUUUUUCGUUAUACUAAAACCGACGAAUAGGAGAAGACUAUAUAUGAGAGAAAAAAAUAAUACAGGUGUAAAGAAAGAUAGAUAGAAAUUCAUGAGCUAAAAAUAGAAAUAUCGGAAAAACUUGUAUUUAUUUUAGUAGAAAGUAAAUUUGAAUAAGUUUGAAAUGCGUCGAAGAAUGACAGAAAGAAAUAGGCCUCGUGUGGCCUCGACGUGAGUUAGAAACACGCGGAUCCUACUAGGAUCCUUUAAAAGAAAAAAGAUAGAAGAACGAGAAAAUCGGUCGGAAAAAAUAACGAAGGUCCUUGGACUCCCUGGUUAGGGAGGAGGAGGUGGAGGAGGAGUAGAAGGAGGCGGAGGAGGUGGCGGAAAAGAAGGAGGGAAGGUUCCUCUCGACGUGGAAUGACAAUAAAGGGGUGCCGUACUAACGUCCGGCGUGUCCUCCUAUUAUGCACGCGCUGGAUUUGAGUCUACGAAACACCCCGAAACUUUUAUUCCCCAUUGGUAUGGCAGUUGGUACACUGACGGAUAUCGCUACGAGAUUGCUGAUCGCCGGUUACAUACUCGCGGUCGUACUCGUGUGCGUUCACGCCAGUAGCAACUGGGACAAGGACGAAGAUUUAGUUGCAACCUUCGAAGUGAGCGCCGUUCUUGGGCGUACCGCUAGCUUGCCUUGUGACAUUGAACCGUCCACGCGAGAAGAUCGCGUUUAUAUGGUGCUAUGGUUCCGAGAUUAUGCAGUGAAGCCGAUAUACAGCUUUGAUGUACGAGGGAGAGCUUUUAACAAAGCUCUUAAUUGGUCAGAUAGCAAUGCGGUAGGGCCCAGAGCUUACUUUAUGACAGGCACAAAACCAGCUGCUCUAUCUUUAGAAGCUGUUCAGUUGGACGACGAAGGAAUAUACAGGUGUCGAGUAGAUUUCAAAAAAUCACCGACGAGAAACUUUCAAGUGAAUUUAACAGUCAUUGUUCCACCACAUCAACUACUCAUUUACGACAGUUCUGGAGUGGAAGUUGAUAAAACUGCUGGUCCUUUCGAAGUUGGAAUGGAAUUUGGUCUCUCCUGUGAAGUAAGAGGAGGAAAACCAACUCCUGUUGUAAACUGGUUAGUAAAUGAGAAGGAAAUAGAUGGAAGAUUAGAAGAAAUAGAACAAAAUAUCGUGGUUAGUAAAUUGACUGUACCUCAAUUACGAAGGGAGCAUCGUAACACCGUGUACAAAUGUCGAGCUGCCAAUACAAAUCUCAUACCUCCUUUGGAAAAGAGUGUCCUUUUAGAUAUUUACUUAAAACCACUAUCCGUAAAAAUAUUAUCAAAACCAUCAGUCCUAGAAACAAAUAAGGAUUAUUCUAUAGGCUGUGAAACUGCAGGAUCACAUCCCCGAGCACAAGUUACAUGGUUAAAAGGAAACGUUCCCUUUCAAAACGCCAAGGUAUUAGAUGAUGGUAAUUCUUCGGUAGUAUUAAGUACGUUAAUAUUUAGUCCCAUACCUGAUGACAAUUCUCAAAUUCUCAAAUGUCGAGGUGAAAAUCCUGAAUUGCUUGGUGCAUAUUUAGAAGAUUUCUUCCAAUUAAACGUUAUCUUUCCACCAAAAGUUCAACUACAUCUGGGAAGUACAUUAAAAGCAGAAAAUAUAAAAGAAGGCGAUGACGUCUAUUUCGAAUGCAAAGUUCGAGCCAAUCCUGAACAUCAUAAAAUAACAUGGAGAUAUAACGGUGCGGUAUUGACUCAAAAUUAUUCAGCUGGGAUAAUAAUGAGUACACAAAGUCUCGUGCUUCAAAGUAUAGGACGUGACAAUGCGGGGAAUUAUACAUGCCUUGCCAGUAACGAUCGUGGAGAAACUACAAGCCCUGUUGUUCGUUUACGAAUACAAUUCGCACCUGUUUGUAAAACAAGUCCAACAGUAAUCGGAGCAUCCUUAGAAGAAUCAGUAAAGGUUCGAUGCGAAGUUGACGCAGAUCCUAAUGAAGUAGAUUUCAUGUGGGAAUUCAAUAACAGCGGUGAAAAUUUCGAAGUAGCUCCGGCAAAAUUAGACAGUAACAAUGGUACCACAAGCGAACUCAUUUAUACACCAGUUUCUGAAAGAGAUUAUGGAGCUUUAACGUGUUGGGGUAGAAAUGCGAUAGGAAAACAAGAAACACCAUGCACGUAUCACGUCAUUCCUGCAGCAAAGCCAAGUCCUUUAAACAAUUGUACUAUAAAAGCCUCAUUGAAUCAAAGUUCCGAGAUAUUAGAAGUCGAGUGUGUACCAGGAUAUAAUGGUGGACUUCCUCAAGAAUUUCGUUUAGAGGCUUAUGAAGAUGAUUCUGAUUACUUGCGUCUCAAUGUGUCUAGUAUAUCCAUAGACCUUCCAAUUUUCCGAAUAACAGUUGCAGAUCUAUUACCUGCGACGCACUUUUAUUUAGUCGCGUAUGCUGUCAAUGCCAAGGGUCGAAGCGAAGUGUUUUUAUUGGAAGGUAUUACAUUAAGAGAUUCAGAAAAGCAUACAGAUAGUGGAAUUAAUAUGAUUCCAUUAAUUAUAUUACUUAUCGGAUUUUUAAUGGUUUUUCUAAUGGCAGUACUUUUCGUAAUGGUUAUGGUGUAUCGACGUCGAGGUAGUACAUCACCUGCCCACAUCGAACCGUACAUGAAACAACCAAUGAUAACUCCCCCAGACUCGAGAAAUAACUCGAUGCUUGACGUUACUCAUGGGGACCAUACUUACUUCGUCGAAUACACAUUGAAACAAGUCACUGAUUAUGCACUUAAUAAACAACCUGAUAUUAUACAAUCACCUCAAGAUCAAGAAAAAAUUAAACGAGAGCCACAAUUAUUUUUACCAGUAAGACCAGACACAUUAUUUGCGCCAUACGAUAUCCACAAACAAGGCCUUCAAACAAACAGAUGUAAUCUAAAUCCAUUUUCCACAAGACCGUGGGAACCGAUCAGUUUUAAAACAGAUCGCAACUUGAUGAAAGAAAUUAUUAUCGCAAAUUCUAUACCUGGUCCAGAAAGUUGCGUGUAAAAUCUUUCGAAUAGACGAGACAAACAUAUCAAGAUGGCCAAUUUCAUAAUCUACAAAAUCAUUCGAACACUUUGACGAUGAAGAGUCACAUGUCAUCGAAUCGCGAGAGAGAUAUCUUCUAAUAAAAUCAAUUACCAAACGAUUUGUGGAUAUUAACGUAAUUAAAAGAGUACAUCCAAAUGACUAAUCGCAUAAUUUAACUAAACGCUACACGUGAUGUAUUAUUCCAAGUCUAAUAUAUUUUGUGUCAAGUCU